Molecule: messenger RNA, 612 nt
Organism: Linderina pennispora
Lineage: Eukaryota; Fungi; Kickxellomycota; Kickxellomycetes; Kickxellales; Kickxellaceae
Product: DUF962-domain-containing protein
Exons: 2
Coding region: 1-612 (203 amino acids)
Biological process (GO): sphingoid catabolic process
Cellular component (GO): endoplasmic reticulum
Source: RefSeq, a predicted model, not a curated record
AUGCCCCGUCUCUUUGACCUCCGGUACCAGUUUGUCAAGUACGGCGAGUACCACAACAACCCAGUCAACAUUGCCAUCCACAUCGUCUUUGUGCCGACCAUUAUGUGGACAGCCAUUGCGCUGCUGACCUCGCUCACACCCCAGGACCUGCUGCCAAUUCCCGCACCGCUGUCUGCGCUGCUGGAGCUCCUGCCGGGACCCGCACCACUGGGCAAUUUUCCGACCUGGCUGAUUUUUGGGUUUCUAGCUUUCCAUAUCGCACUGGAGCCGAUCGCUGGGCUCUUGUCGGCGCCAUUCACAUACACCAUCAUCGUCACGGCCGAGCAGUUUGCGCUGAACAACGAGAACGCAGUGGCGUGGGCGAGCGCCCUGUUUGUCGUGUCGUGGAUUGUGCAGUUCAUUGGCCACGGCGUGUUCGAGAAGCGCGCACCGGCGCUGCUUGACAACCUGGUGCAGGCGUUUGUCAUGGCGCCGUUCUUUGUGUUCCUGGAGAUUCUGUUCAAGCUCGGCUACCGCCCCAGCCUGGAUCGCGAGCUGCGCAGCAAGGUUGGCGUCAAAAUCCUCGAAUUCCGCUCCAAGAACUAUGGCUCCAUGAAGCAGACCAACAAGUAA